CAUACCUCUCAAAAUGUCUGCCAUUCAUCAGCUCAAUCCAAAAGCCGAAAUUGCAAGAGCUCAUCAGGCUCUUGCGGUGAACAUCAGUGCAGCUAAAGGUCUCCAAGAUGUUCUCAAAAGUAACCUCGGUCCAAAAGGAACCCUUAAAAUGUUGGUUUCUGGAUCUGGUGACAUCAAGUUGACCAAAGAUGGAAAUGUUCUACUGCAUGAGAUGCAAAUUCAGCACCCUACAGCUUCCUUGAUUGCUCGUGUUGCCACCGCCCAGGAUGACAUCACAGGAGAUGGGACCACUUCCAAUGUUCUCAUCAUCGGGGAGCUCCUGAAGCAGGCCGACCUCUACAUCUCUGAGGGACUUCACCCAAGGCUCAUCACAGAGGGUUUUGAUGCUGCCAAGAAGAAGGCAUUGGAAGUCUUGGAUGAGGUGAAGAUCACCGCUGCUGUUGACCGGGAUAUGCUGAUCAGUGUUGCUAGGACAUCACUGAGGACCAAGCUCCAUCAAGAGUUGGCAGAUAAACUCACUGAGCACAUUGUUGAUUCCGUGCUUGCCAUCAAGAAAGACAAGGAACCUAUUGAUCUGCACAUGAUCGAGAUUAUGGAAAUGCAGCACAAAACUGACAUGGACACCAGUCUUAUUCGUGGUAUUGUGAUGGAUCAUGGUUCCCGCCAUCCAGACAUGAAGAAGAAGGUGGACAAUGCCUACAUCUUGACAUGUAAUGUCUCUUUGGAAUAUGAGAAGAGUGAGGUGAACUCUGGUUUCUUCUACAAGAGCGCAGUCGAGCGUGAGAAGCUUGUGCAGGCUGAGAGGGCAUUCACUGAUGAGAGGGUAAAGAAGAUUAUUGAAUUGAAGAAGAAGGUGUGCGAGGGCACCGACAAGGGAUUUGUUGUCAUCAACCAGAAGGGUAUUGACCCCCUUUCUCUUGACAUGAUGGCCAAGGAAGGCAUCGUGGCUCUGAGGAGGGCUAAGAGGAGGAACAUGGAAAGAUUGACCCUGGCCUGUGGUGGAAUUGCCAUGAAUUCCGUUGAUGAUCUGACUCCUGACUGCCUCGGUUUCGCCGGCCGCGUCUACGAAUAUGUCUUGGGAGAAAGCAAGUUCACAUACGUAGAGGAAUGUGCCAAUCCACUCUCAGUUACCCUACUAGUGAAAGGACCAAAUAAGCACACCCUUACUCAGAUCAAGGAUGCGAUCCAUGAUGGUUUGAGAGCUGUCAAGAAUGCCAUUGAGGAUGGGUGUGUCAUCCCUGGAGCUGGGGCCUUCGAGAUAGCUGCCUACUCAGCUUUAAUGAAGUUCAAGGAGUCUGUCAAGGGCAGAGCUAGGUUGGGUGUGCAGGCAUUUGCUGAGGCUCUGUUGGUCAUUCCCAAGGUGCUUGGAAAGAACUCUGGACAUGACCCACAGGAGACAAUCGUGAAACUUCAGGAGGAAUACGUUACUGCUGGACAACCAGUUGGAUUAGAUUUAGCGACGGGUGAAGCAUGUAUACCAGGAGAUCUUGGCAUAGUCGACAACUAUCGAGUGAAAAAACAGUUACUGCAUUCUUGUACUGUCAUAGCAAGCAACUUAUUACUGGUGGAUGAGAUAAUGAGAGCGGGUAUGUCAUCUCUAAAAGGCUAACGCGGAACAAUGAUGGAUGGCAUAUUUAGUACCGUAUAUUAACCUAUAGAUGUCACUACACAACUCUGUAUUCUCUACAGAUACUUCUCCAUGUGCUUCAGUAUUUCUUUCUGCCGCAAAUCGAUGGACUUCUUUCCCUUAAAUUAUUUACGAAGAAACGAAAAGGAGCAAGAAGGAUGGACUUGCCUUUCUUCUUAAAAAAUCAUUGAAAGGAUUUGGCCAAAGAUCAAAACUUUAUGAACAAGACUUUGAACAUUGAGUACUGUUAAGAUAGGUUUCUGAGGAGCUAAUGGCAUUCUAAGUACAUUGAUGAUAAUAACUGUCAGUAUGCUAGAACUUUUCUUGUUUCGCCCACAUCUGAAUUCAUAAGGCAGUAGAUAGUGAAAUACAUUUUGCCGUUAAGAAAAACUUAUUCAAAUUUCACUUGGACCCACUGGACAUAUUUAAACUGUGUUCUAAAUGUUCAACAUGUAUCUUUUGUCAUGCCUUAACCUCGCUGUUUGCUGUGUGUGAUUUUUUUUACAAAAUAUAAAUCAUUAAAAUGCAAAUAAAUUA
Molecule: messenger RNA, 2164 nt
Organism: Lineus longissimus
Lineage: Eukaryota; Metazoa; Nemertea; Pilidiophora; Heteronemertea; Lineidae
Product: T-complex protein 1 subunit zeta-like
Exons: 10
Coding region: 14-1609 (531 amino acids)
Biological process (GO): protein folding
Cellular component (GO): chaperonin-containing T-complex
Molecular function (GO): ATP-dependent protein folding chaperone; ATP hydrolysis activity; ATP binding
Source: RefSeq, a predicted model, not a curated record